Molecule: messenger RNA, 741 nt
Organism: Phragmites australis (common reed)
Lineage: Eukaryota; Viridiplantae; Streptophyta; Magnoliopsida; Poales; Poaceae
Product: auxin-responsive protein SAUR72-like
Exons: 1
Coding region: 152-442 (96 amino acids)
Biological process (GO): response to auxin
Source: RefSeq, a predicted model, not a curated record
UCUCCUAAGCAGCGACUAUAAAAGGAGCUCCAGACCAGGCCAACCACAGCAACUCAAUUGACACCUAUGCAGAUCACAAAACCUAGCUCGUGUGCAUUAGCUAGCUCGUCCAUCGACACCGUGCAUAAAAUAUACCGCGACGUUGAUCAAGAUGAGGGAGCUGAUGCGGCGGCUGAGCUUCUCGGACCGCGUCAGUGACGGCAGCGGCGGCGUGCCGCGCGGGUGCGUGCCGGUGCUGGUGUGCGACGGCGAGGGCGAGGGCGAGCGGUUCGCGGUGCGCGUGGAGGCGCUGCGGCACCCGUCGUUCGCGGCGCUGCUGGAGAUGGCGGCGCAGGAGUUCGGGUACAAGCAGGAGGGCAUCCUCCGCGUCCCCUGCGCCGUCCACCACUUCAAGGACGUCCUCGCCGCCGUCUCCGUCUCCUCGCCGCGCGCCAGGAACUGAUCCAUGCAAUAAUGGAAAUUAGUUACUGCUACUUAGAUAAUUAAGGAGCAUUAGCUUAGUGCUCACGAAGGUUGGGAUGCUCUGGAUUAGCUACUUGACUUAAUUACCUUCUUCUUCUCUUCCUUCUUUCUUGUUAAUUUUACCUUCUGCUUCUUUGGUUUCGUGGUUGCAACAAGAUCGACGGAGAGGGUUGCUAUAUGCAUCAGCGCAUUGUAGGCCCGUGUACUUAAGAUUAGACCUCCUGUCAGAUGUUCAGUGAAAAUAAUGGAUCCCUCAGGCUGCAUAUAUUUAUUUUCCAA